Lineus longissimus is the source of this 831-nucleotide messenger RNA. RefSeq lists its product as uncharacterized. NCBI's taxonomy places the organism in Eukaryota, Metazoa, Nemertea, Pilidiophora, Heteronemertea, Lineidae. The record is from RefSeq and is a predicted model, not a curated record. The transcript has a single exon. Bases 1 to 831 code for a protein of 276 amino acids.
AUGGGCAGUGCUGUGAUGAGACAUCAUAUGGGCAGUGCUGUGAUGAAACAUCAUAUGGGCAUUGCUGUGAUGAGACAUCAUAUGGGCAGUGCUGUGAUGAGACAUCAUAUGGGCAGUGCUGUGAUGAGACAUCAUAUGGGCAGUGCUGUGAUGAGACAUCAUAUGGGCAGUGCUGUGAUGAGACAUCAUAUGGGCAGUGCUGUGAUGAGACAUCAUAUGGGCAGUGCUGUGAUGAGACAUCAUAUGGGCAGUGCUGUGAUGAGACAUCAUAUGGGCAGUGCUGUGAUGAGACAUCAUAUGGGCAGUGCUGUGAUGAGACAUCAUAUGGGCAGUGCUGUGAUGAGACAUCAUAUGGGCAGUGCUGUGAUGAGACAUCAUAUGGGCAGUGCUGUGAUGAGACAUCAUAUGGGCAGUGCUGUGAUGAGACAUCAUAUGGGCAGUGCUGUGAUGAGACAUCAUAUGGGCAGUGCUGUGAUGAGACAUCAUAUGGGCAGUGCUUUGAUGAAACAUCAUAUGGGCAGUGCUGUGAUGAGACAUCAUAUGGGCAGUGCUUUGAUGAAACAUCAUAUGGGCAGUGCUGUGAUGAGACAUCAUAUGGGCAGUGCUGUGAUGAGACAUCAUAUGGGCAGUGCUGUGAUGAGACAUCAUAUGGGCAGUGCUUUGAUGAAACAUCAUAUGGGCAGUGCUGUGAUGAGACAUCAUAUGGGCAGUGCUUUGAUGAAACAUCAUAUGGGCAGUGCUGUGAUGAGACAUCAUAUGGGCAGUGCUGUGAUGAGACAUCAUAUGGGCAGUGCUGUGAUGAGACAUCAUAUGGAUAGUGCUGUGGGGUGA